Molecule: messenger RNA, 1778 nt
Organism: Oncorhynchus tshawytscha (Chinook salmon)
Lineage: Eukaryota; Metazoa; Chordata; Actinopteri; Salmoniformes; Salmonidae
Product: prostacyclin synthase
Exons: 10
Coding region: 86-1555 (489 amino acids)
Biological process (GO): prostaglandin biosynthetic process
Molecular function (GO): monooxygenase activity; iron ion binding; oxidoreductase activity, acting on paired donors, with incorporation or reduction of molecular oxygen
Source: RefSeq, a predicted model, not a curated record
CUGAUCAUGCCUGUGGUCUUAAAUUAUUCACAUAUAUUCACUGCUGCGCACCAACGUGCAGAUACAUCUUUCUAGAAAUUGCGCUAUGAUUUGGACGAUACUUUUGCUUGUCCAGGGCAUGCUUCUCUUAUUCGUACUUGUUUCGAAACGCUCCAGGUCAGAGAAAGAGCCACCUUUAGACAAAGGAGUUAUUCCAUGGUUAGGCCACGCCCUUGAGUUUGGAAGAGAUGCUGCCAAGUUUCUAAACCGUAUGAAGGUGAAGCAUGGCGAUAUCUUCACGGUGCGUGUGGCUGGGCGCUAUGUGACAGUGCUACUGGACCCCAGCUCUUAUGAUGCUGUGAUAGAGGACUCUGUGUCCCUAGACUUCACACGCUACGCACAGGUUCUCAUGGACAGAAUAUUCAGCCUGCAGCUCCCCCAUCACAACCCUGCUGUAGAGAAGGCUCUAACAAAACAGCACUUUGAGGGUGGGAGCCUAUCCUGCCUGAGCAGCACCAUGCACUGCCACCUUCAGUCCCUGCUGCUGCAAGCCCAGAGGCCCUGUCACAACCAGACCGACUGGAACACGGACGGGCUCUUCAGCUUCUGUUACAGUCUUCUCUUCAGGGCAGGGUACCUCACACUUUUUGGAGGGGAGCAGAACAACAACAGAACAGACCCCACUGACGUCUAUGAGGAGUACCGGAAGUUUGACAACCUCCUGACCAAAAUGGCCAGGACCACACUGAAACCAGAGGAGAAGCGGACCGCCCAGAGUGUGAGGGGGCGUCUGUGGGAGUUGUUGGCCCCGGCGGGGCUAGGAGAGGGCUCCGGGUCCAGCCCCUGGCUGAGAGACUACAGGCACCUUCUGCAGGAAGAGGGAGCUGACGAGGAAACUCAGAGGAGAGCCCUGCUGCUGCAGCUUUGGGCCACACAGGGUAACGUUGGACCUGCUGCAUUCUGGCUGUUAGGUUUCCUGUUGACAAACCCUGAGGCCAUGAGGGCGGUGAGAAGAGAGUUCAGCAGCAUCUCCGAGCAGGACUCUGCAAAGUGUCCCCUACUGGACAGGCUGCAGCACACACCUGUGUUUGACAGUGCCUUAGAGGAGACUCUGAGGCUCAGUGCUGCCCCGUUCAUCACCAGAGAGGUAGUGCAGGAAAAGACCCUGCAAAUGGCCAAUGGGCAGGAGUACCAGCUCAGGAGGGGGGACAGAGUGUGUCUGUUCCCCUUCAUUAGCCCUCAGAUGGAUCCUGAGAUCCACCAGGAACCACAGAGGUUCAAGUAUGAGCGCUUCCUCAACAAGGACGGAUCUGUGAAGAAGGACUUCUUUAAAGGAGGGAGACGGCUCAAGUACUACACCAUGCCAUGGGGCGCAGGCACCAAUGGCUGUGUGGGCAAACGCUUUGCCAUCAACUCCAUCAGACAGUUUGUGUAUCUGGUCCUGUCUCAUCUGGAACUGGAGCGGUGUGACUCAGAGGCUCAGAUGCCAGAGGUGAACUCCAGUCGCUAUGGGUUUGGAAUGUUGCAGCCUGAAGGAGACCUGGCCAUCAGAUAUAAACCUAGACAUUCACAUUGAAGACAUACGACGUUGAGAUCUCUCAAACCAGACGUGAAGUCUGGUUUGUGAAGUUUAGGCUCAUUUUUAAAAAUGUAUGACAAUAUGUCCAUAUAAUGUAUUGUAUCUAUUUUUGUAUCAGCACAAAUGUACAGUGUAAUGUGUUAUUUAUCUUUAAUUAUAAUGUAUAUAUUUCACUUUAAAAUUGUCACUUCAUAACAAUAAAAUAGUUUUUUGUUCUAGA